Suncus etruscus (white-toothed pygmy shrew) is the source of this 10662-nucleotide messenger RNA. It is a transcript of the gene BDP1, whose product is annotated as B double prime 1, subunit of RNA polymerase III transcription initiation factor IIIB. Gene Ontology annotation, cellular component: transcription factor TFIIIB complex. Gene Ontology annotation, molecular function: TFIIIC-class transcription factor complex binding. Gene Ontology annotation, biological process: RNA polymerase III preinitiation complex assembly. The record is from RefSeq and is a predicted model, not a curated record. Lineage: Eukaryota; Metazoa; Chordata; Mammalia; Eulipotyphla; Soricidae.
CGCGGGGCUCGCGGACGGGGCUCGGGGGGCUGAGCCUCCCGGGCCCCCCCUGGCUCCGCCAUGUUCCGCCGGGCACGCCUGAGCGUGAAGCCCAAUGUCAGGCCUAGUGUGGGCGCCCGGGGCUCCGCCGCCUCCAGCGCGCCGCGGGCACCCGAGACUCCCAAGCCCCCCGAGCCCGCCGCGCCCUCCGCCCCGAAGCCCCCUGAGCCCGAAGAGGUGGCGCCGGGGGAUGUCGGGGGAACCGAGCCCCAGGAAAAAGCGCCCAGUCGCAGUUUCAACAGUGAUGAGAAGACUGAUGGUGAGAAUGAUGUUGAAGAAUCCAGUAAAUCUUCCUCUAUUGUUUCACAGAGAAGAAAACGAGUAUCAAGUAUUUCUAGUCCAGUUAAGCCUAAUGUCAGUGUUCCUUCAGAACCUCAGCCCUUGUCUGCAGUUAAUCCUGAAGCUCCAGCGCCAAAUCCUGUUCCUACAACAGAGAAACAACCAUGCUCAGAUAGAUACCGGAUAUAUAAAGCCCAGAAACUGAGAGAAAUGUUAAAAGAAGAACUGAGAAAAGAGAAAAAACAGUGGAAAAACAAGUAUGCCAUAAGUGAAAGUCAGGGGCCUCCAGAUCGUUCAAAAAUGACCAUGAGAGACUUCAUAUAUUAUCUGCCAGAUAACAAUCCAAUGGCUUCUUCACUGGAGCAAGAAAAGAGAACUGAAAAGUCGGUGACAACAGUUCAGACAAGAGAGCAAGAAAAUAAAAGUCCUCCUGAUACUGAAGAUAAUGAUGACAUAGAAGAAGAGACAGAUGAUGGACCACUGCUUGUUCCUCGAGUAAAAGUGGCAGAAGAUGGUACAAUUAUUUUGGAUGAAGAAAGUUUAACUGUAGAAGUUUUACGGACCAAAGGACCCUGUGUUGUUGAAGAAAAUGAUCCCAUAUUUGAGCGCGGUUCUACAACUACGUAUUCCAGCUUUAGGAAAAACUAUUACUCUAAACCGUGGUCAAAUAAAGAAACAGAUAUGUUCUUUUUAGCCAUCAGCAUGGUAGGAACUGACUUUUCUAUGAUUGGACAGCUUUUUCCUCACAGAGCAAGGAUAGAAAUUAAGAAUAAAUUUAAGCGUGAAGAGAAAACCAAUGGAUGGAGGAUUGACAAAGCAUUUCAGGAAAAGCGUCCUUUUGACUUCGAUUUUUUUGCUCAUUUGCUUCAGAAAGUUCUUGCUGAAGAAGAGAAAAGAAAACAAAAAGCAGUAAAAAGUCAACAUUUAAAGGAGAAGAAAUCCUCUAAAACACAGAAAAAUGUAAAAGUGAAGAAAGUUGCCGUUGAAGGGAUAAGCGAUGAACUUGAUGAAUCUGUAGGCACUAAAGUUUCAGACACAGAAGGAUCUCAAAAAGAUGCUCAGAUAGUUGAAGAACAGUCUUCAGCUUCAUCAGAGCAGGAUUCAGGACAGGUUACAUCAGAAUCAGACCUAAGUCAAGACAAAAAGAGGAAGAAGAAUCAAAAUGAAAUUGGCAAACAGGCUGCCACAAAUCUUUCAGAAAAUGCCACUGUUCAGCCAGAGCCCUCUGAAGGAGAGAAACACAAUGAUAAUUGCCAGUCUUUAAGGCCUGAGAUAAACGAAGAUGAAGGCAAUAAGGAACAGAUGUCUUUCUGCAUUCAGAACUCAGAUGAUGUCAGUUUCUCUAGUGAAAAAGUUGAGCAAAGAACUGAUUCUAUUCUUUUAUCAAGUUGUCAGCAAGAUUCCACACCAGUUGGAGGUGAGACCUUGGAAGCAAGGGUUUCAGAUACCCUGUCUUCAGAAGUUGCAGUUGGAGCUUUGUGUGAUGUUAAUAUUGUAGAGGGUGGUUCUACAGAAGAAAGAACUGUUGCUGUAGAAAGUAAAACUCUGGAAGCUGAUCAAGUAGAAAAUGUUAUACCCAAGGUAAGAGGACGACUCCAGAGACCUAAACCCAAUUUAUCAAGGGCAGUUGGGAAGAAACCUGUUUUUACACAAGGUAAAACAGUUGCAGAGAGCAAGAGUUUACAUCUAGAAACUUCAGUUGAAAAGACUAACGUGGAAAAGGAUGAACUGAAUACAGCUGACAUUUCUCAAAUGGGGAAUACAGAGGAAGAGAACCCAGAUGCUAAUAUUAUAUCUAAUUCGAGUGAAACAAUAUGUCCCGACAGGAAGAUGAUCAGCCAAAGGUUAACAGACCUGCACGAAAAUACUCCUGAACAAGUAGAAGACCAGCUGUAUGAAAAUGUUGAAAGUGAUGAUAUAUUACAACCUGAGAAAAACAAUAUUUCUCAGAACAUACAAUUUGAUGAGCCUAAGGCUUCUAAAGAAUGUCUACGAAUUCAAGAUGAUGGUACAUCAAAUACAUCCAAACAUGUUCCAAUUCUAAAGACUCGAUUUAAGAAACUGAAGCCAAAUAUAGGAAGAGGAAGUAGAAAAAAGGAGACGUUUUCUAAGGAGGAGGUACCAGAGGAGAUUCUUUCCUCUCAGAAAAUGACAGCAGCUUUGACAGAAAUUGCUAGAUUGGAAAUCUCACCAGGAGAGGAGGUACCAGUGGAAGUUGAUACUGCUCAAGAAAUGAAUUCUCACUUAAAAGAAUCUGGAAGAAGAGCUACUAUAUCCCCCGAAGAGGAAAUUUUAGAAACAAUUGAUACUACUGAAGAAAUGGAGACAGAUUUGAAAGAAACUGGAAUGGAGAUUUCACAAAACCAGAAAUACCAGAGAUGUCUGAAGUCAUCGAGGGAAAAGGACUCAGGUUUCAAAGAAACUGAAGCAGAAAUAUCACCAAAGAAGAUAUUAUCAGAGGUGAUUGAUGUCAUCGAAGAAAAAGAGUUAGAUAUGAAAGAAACUGGAGACGAGAUUACACCAUGUCAGAGCACAGCAGAAAUGAUAGAAAUCACUGAGAAAGGAGACUCUUUCAAAGAUAUUGGAGAAGAAGAUCACAUCAUGUGGUUGGGAAGAGAGGCAGACUUGAAAGAAGUUGAAGAAAUUACACCAUGUCAAGGGAUUGAGAUCACUGAGAAAAAAGAUUCAGAUUUGAAAGAAACUGGACAAGAGAUUAUACCAUCUCAGAAUAUAGUAGAGAUGAUAGAAAUCACUGAGAAAGGAGAGACAGACUUGAAAGAAAUUGAAGAUUUUACGCCAUAUCAGAGGAUAACAGAGAUGAUAGAAAUAAUUGAGGGAAAAGAGUCAGAUUUGAAAGAAAGUGGAGAAGAGAUACCAUCUCAGAAUAUAGUAGAGAUGAUUGAAAUUACUGAGGAAAGAGAGACAGAUUUGAAAGAAACAGAAGAGAUUGCACCAAGUCAGCGGAUAAUAGGACAUGAUCGAAAUGACUGAGGGAAAGAGUCAGAUUUGAAAGAAACUAGAAGAGAUUAUACCAUGUUCAAGAGGAUAGCAGAGAUAAUAGAAAUUACUGAGAAGAGAGAGACAGAUUUGAAAGAAAUUGAAGAGAUUAUACCAUGUCAGAAGAUAGCAGAAGAAAUUAAAAUCACCAAGGAAAGAGAGACAGAUAUGAAAGAAACUGAAGAAACUGGAGGAAGAGAAAUACCUCAAAAGGAAAGUGUCCAAAAUGAGGUUAACACAUUUGAGGGGAAAGGGAGAAUUUUUAUGAAAGAAAUUGGAAAAGGAGAUGUGUCCCUUCUUGAGAAAAUACCAGGAAAGAUGAUGCUAUUGAGGAAAGUAAGGCAGAUUUGAAAGGAACCUCAAGGGGACAUUUCCUUGAUGAAAAGCAAAUCAGAGGGAAUUGGUACUGCUAAGGAAAUGGUGGCGAUUCGAAAACAAUCACCAGUAGAUACUUCUGUAAGGAAAAACAAAACUGAGAAGACUGGUACUUUAAGACAGACUGAGACAAAUCUAACACAGGACAGUGGUGGUGACUGCAGUGCUGCUCCUUCUCUGAAUGUCAGUAACAUUAGUAGUGAAUUUCUACCUAUGGCACAAACUUCUAUAGAAGAAAAGACAAGUUUUGAAAUGGAAAUAUCAAGUUCAGUGCUUUCUUUGCAAAUUUCGGACCAUGGUAAAACAGAAGAUCAAAGGAUGCAAUCUACAGAUAUUCAAGAGCAGUUUUCAGAUAUUAAUUUAAGAUCGCUUCCUCAAGAACAGAAGCCAGAGGAAGUUAAACCAGCUCCUUUUGUGAGAAGCCGAUUUAAAAGACCAAAACCAAACUUAGCAAGAGCAGCUUUGAGAAGAGAGACCAUGGAAGCAAAAAAAACCGUUUCUGGGAAGAACGUGGGAACGUCUGAAACGGAAAGUGUAGUAACGCAGCAGAAUGCCAGCCAUGUGAGCAUUAUCCCUUUUCAGCAUGAUGCGGCUUCUCUAAUGAUAUCACAAGAAGAAGAUGACAAGUCCUGUCGUAGGGGGGAGGGGUCUGGGCCACUGCCUUGUAUACAAACUGAGCAGGACUUUUCACUACCAAGUUCUGGUGAUCCUAAAGAGGAGGCUCAGUCUACUCAGGAAGAGGAUGUUGCUGUUUCUAUGGGAACUCAGAAUAUAAACUCUUUGCAACAAGAGAUGAAGGAAAGUACUACCCAAGGUGCUAUACCAAUAAGGGGACGGCUUCAGAGACCUAGACCAAACAUAAAAAGGGCUGGAUGGAGGCAGGUAGCAACAGGAAUUGAAGACAGAGGUGGGAUAAUUGAGGAGGAGAGAACAGUACCACAAAAAGAAGAAGCUGAAAAGAAAUCCCUCAAUGUUGCAAAUUCUCAGCUUGGAAUUGAAAUUGAAGUUGUGUCUUCCAAAAUUUCAGAAUGUAGAAUGAAUGAUAUUUUAGAUGAACAAAAAAGUCCGGAGUAUAAAGCACAUGUUCCUAGUCCAGCACCAUUGAUAAGAAGGCAGUUCCAAAAGGUUAAGCCAAAUCUGGGACGAGCACAUGGCAAGAAAGAGGACCAUGGCUUAGGAAAAAACAGGGCUGGUCAGAGCGUGGCAAAGAUGCCAGAAGAGAGUUUGCUGCAUCAAGGACAUUCUAACACUCAGCUGCCUGAAAAAGAAAAGACUUCUCAUGAGAUUUCAGCAAGGGAUUGUGCAGGUCCUACAGAGACUAGAUUGACCAAAAGAGGUGCUCAGCCAGAAGUUAGAUCAUCAACAAAUACUGGAGAAAGAACUGUAGGGAAUAAUUCUUUGUCUCUCAUUAUAAAAGAGCAGCAUCUCAAUAAACUACCCAGCUGCCCACAGCUGUUAAACGAACCAAAUUGUUCUAAAACUGCUUUGGAUAGAAGAACUGCGAGCUCUUCUACCUCUGAGCGAGAAAUAGAUCGCAGUGAAAGGAGAUUGCAUAGAAAGAUCAAAUCAAAUGCUCCUAGAGGGCGUGGAUCAAAACGAGUUCGGAGUAAGGCUCCUAAGAAGGAACCUAGACCAUCAAAGUCCAUGCUGGUGACUCUUCGAGCUUCCCAGGAAGAAGAUGAAGAUGAUGUUGAUGAUUUUGAGCUUGACUAUGAAGAAGAAAACUAUCAUCUUGCUCCAGAGGAAGUGAACAAAGCACCAGUGUUUGUACCCAUAGGUCUCAGAUCUCCUGAGCCUGUUACGUCUCAGAUUGAAGAAACAAUGGAAGAGCUUGAAAUAACCGUGAAUGUCCCUGAUGUUGGGUGCAUAGCAGUUGUUGAACAAGAGCCCCCGAACACAGAUGUGAGUCUUCAGGACGUGAAACCGCAAGAUAUCAGUGAGAAUAUGCUAACAGUUUGCUCAGAGGUUAUUCCUGACUGCACUGAGGAAUUAAUCCUGGCAGACUCGGGAGCUUAUACAGGGGGACUUAACCCUGUUCAACUUGAAUUCAAAGAAGUGACCACGAGUGAACAUACUCAAGAUGAAACAGGUUCUAAUGAUGGAAGCACGGAAGCUGCCAUAACUUUACUCACAAUGGGAGAUCUGUUGUUGCAGUCAGAAAUCAGCACAGAGCAGGGGGAAGUAGGAAUAUGUGUACUUCCUGAUGUUCAGUCAAGGGAUAAAAACCAUAUUCCUUUUAGCCCAGAUCAUGUAAAUCACAGCAUUAUGCACGAAUGCCAGGACCUUUCUUCACCUCUGACUAUGACAUCUCUCCCGUCAUUACAAGAAAAUGCCGCUGUAUUGGAAGGACAAAGUACUAUAGAAAAAGCAGAUUUAAUGGAAAAAACAAAGGAAGACACACUCUCAAACAGAAAUACAGCUUCUGAAGUGACCAAUACUUUGAGAAUGAGACGUAGAUUUGCCAAACCUAAGGUAAAUCUUAAGAAGAUUUUAGGGACCAAUAGGGUUGGUGCUCAUCGGGCAGUUUCCAAUUUGUCUGUAACCAAAGAAAAAGAAGAAAAAGACAGAAUUCAAAGAGAAACUGAGAAAAAUGCUUCUAAUGCAUCAGAAUUGGAAGAUAACCUUGGAGCAGUUACAAGUGCAGAAAGUCAGGAACAAAUCAGUUCAGCAUUUGUGCAUGGUGUGGAGGAGACCACUGUUUCACAGCAAGUGAGCCCCAGUGAAAGAAAUGAAGAGCAAGAAAAGGAGACAUCACAGAUAUUUUCAGUUGUACCAGCUGUUUCCAUGGAUUCUAGCACUUCCCACACACUCGGUUCUAGUGAGGAUCUUGGCGCGAGGGCCAUGGAAGUGCCACUGGACCAGAGCUCCAUGGGGAACAGUGUGCUCAUGCUUCAGGUGCCAGAGUGUAUAUCAACUAGUAUUCCAGAAACCCAAGAAGAGAAUGUAAUCAGUUCUCAAGAUCUAACAGUGAAUGUAGUUACUGCUGAUACACAUCAAGAUAAUGAAGAUACCUUCAUUUUAACUCUGGUGGAAAUCCCAACCAACGAAGUACAAGAAUUUGCUGACACAACUACACAGUUAAUGCCAAAUCCUUUACUGCCGGCACCCAUAUUGGUCAAGUCAGUGAAUGCAGAAGAAAGGGGUGACAUGAGUAUGAAUUUUCCACUAACUUUGAUCAGUGAGGAUGUCAUGUGUUCAUCUAACUCUGGAAGAGAAUCUGAAAAGCCUCCUGCUAGUUUGGAAAUGUCAAGAAAGAGAUUACACUGUAGCCUUGAUGAGAGUGACAGUGUUCCUCCUGCCAAGAGAAGUUCAUUUACUUCUAUAGAGAACUGUGAGACAUAUUCCUCUGAGGUAUGUUCAAAGGAAUUGGUGAAUGUUUUUGAAGAAACAGGGGUAUCACAUAUGGAGCACAACAACAACCCUACUUCAGGAAGCAUACCUACUACUUCAAAAUCUCAGAAAAGACAACUUGAAUCUUCCACUUUUCAGAGCAAAAUCUCUGGAUCUCUUGAUAAAAUAAGAGACAGACCUCUAGCAAAGACUACAUCUCAUUUACCUCAAGAUAAAAUGGAUAUUUCUGAUAAGGAAGAGAAAACUUGCUCUUCUAAGUCUGAGCAAAUGUAUAAUAGACCUUCAUCUUCAAAGACUUCACUCUCCAGGCCUGGCAGAAGACCCUUGGGAUUUUUGUCUUUAAUAUGUUCAAAGAGUAGUUUGGAGUCUGAUGAACCUGCCCAGUUUCAUAAAAAGAAGCGCCCAAAACCUCUUAUACCCAUGUCAAGACAGAAUUUGAAAAGAUCGAACCCACCCAGUGAAAGCCAGAAAACAAAUACAGAGUCCUCUGAUGUGCUUCCUUCUCCAAGUAGUGUUAAUACUCCAUCCACAAACCUUAGCAGUACAGGACCAGACUCGCAGGUUUCUUGUGAUCAUUCCAUGCUGGAAGAAAAAAGUAAAGGUGGCCCAAACCGGGCACCUGGGGAGGAAACCACAACAAUUUCUGAGUAUUUCUUUGGUGAUAUCUUUAUUGAAGUGGAUGAAAGAGAAUAAAACCUUUUACUUUUGAUUUUUUUUUUUAAAGUUUGACAUGAGUCAAGUCUUUCAUCAAAGCAGUAUUAGAGGAAAAGCACCAAAAGCUUUUUUACUUUUCUCUAGUUUGAUCUGGAAUAUUUCAUGAGAUUGGUUUCAAGCUUUUAUAAUCAGUGGAAAACAUUACUAAAGUUCUUAUUCUGAUAGAUCGAGCCUUUUGGAAGCACCAAGUAAUGAAGACUUGCUUUUUUUAAGACAGAAGUAGCAACUCUUGUUUACAUUUUCAUUCUUCCUUUGCUGAGCACACAAGGACAUAUUGGAAUGUCAUGGAUGAAAGUCUUUAUAAAUCAUAGUGCUAUCAUAUUUGGAGGUGGAUUAUGUUUAACUUUUAAUCAAAAGUUGUUGUGAGGGUUUUUAUUUUCUGUGUUUCUUCUCUUUCUGCCCUUUUUUGGAUGAUAAAGGCCUUUUUAAUUGUGCUUAAUAUGGUAAAUGUUAAAACAUUUUUCUAUUUUCAGCUAUUUGAAAAGCAAGUAUUUUUCUAACUCAUUUUGAUGUAAUAUUAGUUCUAAUUGAAAAAGCUAGUAUUUAAAGUUAUUUAUAAAGAUGAAUAUCAAAAGGCUUAUUUAUUUUUAUUUAAAAGGAUAUUCAUUUUUUAUUACUUUCAACCCUCAGAUGGUAAAGAAGGCAUUAACAAACAUGUUUGUCUCCUUUCACUCAUUAAAUUUUAGGAUAUUUAAAGUGAUAAUAUAAAAUGUUUAGAUAGUGUAUGUUUCCAACACAUUUUUUCCCCAUGGUAUAAUGACUUUGUACUGUGAAUCUUUCGUUUGUUAUUUUUUAAUCUCAGGAUUUGGAUGGGGAAAAAGAAACUUUUAACUCCAUUUAUAAAGCAACUACCCAUACUAAAUUUAAUCUCUUUUCACAUGCAUGCAUGUACAUGAGCGCAUAUAGGAGGUUAUUACUUGUUUUUGUUUUCUUUUUCUUUAAGGGAAAAAACCUAAUUUAUAUUGCUUUUUUUCCCCUGUUAUAUUUUGCUUAAGGAAUAUUUAGAUUAUUUAUUUUGUUUUUGCUUUUGGAGUCAUAUCCCAGAGGGAACUCAUAAGCCACUGCCAGCACAUUGCUCUGGGAUUGCCCUGGGAUUGCAGUGUUGGGGAUGUAACUCAGCUCCUAAAAUAUGAACCAUGUGCACUUGAGCCCUUUAAACUGUCUUCCCAGCCUCUUCAUUUAGAUUCUUUUAAACACAAACAUAAUGGUGAUGUAAAAAAACAAAGAACAAUAAUUGUUGUAGUUAUUAUUAUGACUGUACUAGUUACUAGUAUUAAUUUAGUUUUUUUAAUUUUGAAAGUUAUGAUUUACGGAUGUAACCUUACAGAUCCACCUCUAAUCUUUGGUGGUUCACAGUAAAUUUCUCAAAGAGUUGAUGUAUUCAUUUAUUUGAAAAGUCUCUUGGCUUUAUAAUGUUAACAAUAGACCCAGGAUUUAGAAAAGUUUUCCACAAGAUUUUUUUGAAUUUGUGGGCCAGAUGCUCUCCGUGGCAAGAUCUCCUCUCUGUUAUUUCAAUGUGAAAUAGCCACAGUACUUUUUUAAAUGAUGGAUGUGACUAUAUCGGGUCUUUAGUUCGACCAUCACAUUAAAUCAUAGUUUCCUUACAGUAAGGUUCUAAUAUUUUAUGAGGUAUAUAACACUGAAAUCUGGGGUUAAGAUAUACCUAAAAAUUAACUCUGCUGAGUGCAUUAUGAAAGAUUUGAUCAGUAUCUCAAUUGGGAAGUUUUAAAAUCUAGAUAAUUAGGGCCAGAGCGAUAGCACAGCUGGUAGGGUGUUUGCCUGCAUGUGGCCGACCCAAGUUUGAUCUCCAGCAUCCCAUAUUCCCAGAGCACCGCCAGGAAUGACUAUGAACACAGAGCCAGUCAGGAGUAACCCAUGAGCACUGCUGGGUGUGACCCAAUCCCCCCAUCUAGAUAAUUGUGUAUUUUAAAAAGAUAGAUGGGUCAUUCUCCAAAUUCAUUAAUAAAAUGGCAUAUGACUCAGCAAGUAUAGCAGUGAUCAUAAUUUAUUAAAAUAGUUUGUAGGAUAUUUAUUCCUUAUGGUAAAAUUUAGUUUAACUUUAAAGUCAUAAACGUGGACCUAUUAAACCUGUUCUCUAGGUAUGAAUUUAUUUCACGUUUUGUCAGAAAAAUCAUGGUAGUGGGUCACAUUGCUAUUUUAAUACUUUAUUUUUGAAAUAUAAAUAAAGAAUUCUAAAAAGAUUUCUUUCUCUUAAUACUAGUCUGGGUAUUAGAGUACCACAGUUGCACCAUUAUAUUUUUAUCAUCCCUGUGUGAUAUUGUUUUUCUUUGUUUACAUAUGUCUCAUUCAUCUAUAUGGAAUUGUAUGGAAUAUAUAAUUUUUUGUAUAAAGAGUAAUUUUAUUUGGGAAAUUAAUUGUAUUGAAAUAUCAUGUCAGCUUGACAAAUUAUCCUGUUAAAUCUUUAAAAUUAAUCUUGGAAAAAGAAACUUAGUGUAUUUACUUUGUAAAAGUGGUAAGACUCAUCUGAAGAACUCGUGUAAAUUUAUGUAAAAAAGAUGUUGCAAAAAUUUGUAUUUUCUAAAUCUUGAAGUUGAUAUUAUAGGUCUUUAUUUUUUCUUGACUUUUCCUUUUGAAUACUCUGUCUUAGUAAGUGAUCAACUUGAGGAUUUAAAAAGCCUAAUUGUUGGGAAAUGAUUGAGGCACAGAUAAAAAUAUGAACAUCCACUGUUUACCUAUGUUAUUUGAAAUAUAAGUGACCAUGUAUAUACUAUCUUGUUUGAAGAAGUCUUUGACAAAAUAAAAGCAGUAUCUGUCAUUUGUAUAUUUUCUUGUUCUAAAGAAAGCAGUUAUGUCCUAUAAAGAAUGUAAAUAAAAUUUAUUUUAUACUACCUCUCCUGUUAUUUUUAAAUGACUGAAUAAAGAUAUUAAUGUUUAGUUUACCAAGUA